Molecule: messenger RNA, 1275 nt
Organism: Mandrillus leucophaeus (drill)
Lineage: Eukaryota; Metazoa; Chordata; Mammalia; Primates; Cercopithecidae
Gene: BZW1
Product: basic leucine zipper and W2 domains 1
Exons: 10
Coding region: 8-1051 (347 amino acids)
Cellular component (GO): cytoplasm; membrane
Molecular function (GO): protein binding
Source: RefSeq, a predicted model, not a curated record
GUCUUUUAUGAAUAAUCAAAAGCAGCAAAAGCCAACGCUAUCAGGCCAGCGUUUUAAAACUAGAAAAAGAGAUGAAAAAGAGAGGUUUGACCCUACUCAGUUUCAAGACUGUAUUAUUCAAGGCUUAACUGAAACCGGUACUGAUUUGGAAGCAGUAGCUAAGUUUCUUGAUGCUUCUGGAGCAAAACUUGAUUACCGUCGAUAUGCAGAAACACUCUUUGACAUUCUGGUGGCUGGUGGAAUGCUGGGUAAGUGUGGUACACUGGCAGAUGACAUGAUGCGUACAGAUGUCUGCGUGUUUGCAGCCCAAGAAGACCUAGAGACCAUGCAAGCAUUUGCUCAGGUUUUUAACAAGUUAAUCAGGCGCUACAAAUACCUGGAGAAAGGUUUUGAAGAUGAAGUAAAAAAGCUGCUGCUGUUCUUAAAGGGUUUUUCAGAGUCGGAGAGGAACAAGCUGGCUAUGUUGACUGGUCUGGCUAUGUUGACUGGUGUUCUUCUGGCUAAUGGAACACUUAAUGCGUCCAUUCUUAAUAGCCUUUAUAAUGAGAAUUUGGUUAAAGAAGGAGUUUCAGCAGCUUUUGCUGUAAAGCUCUUUAAAUCAUGGAUAAACGAAAAAGAUAUCAAUGCAGUAGCUGCAAGUCUUCGGAAAGUCAGCAAACCAGUUGUCAUCGGAAUAGUCUGGUCAAGUGUAAUGAGCACUGUGGAAUGGAACAAAAAAGAGGAGCUUGUAGCAGAGCAAGCCAUCAAGCACUUGAAGCAAUACAGCCCUCUACUUGCUGCCUUUACUACUCAAGGUCAGUCUGAGCUGACUCUGUUACUGAAGAUUCAGGAGUAUUGCUAUGACAACAUUCAUUUCAUGAAAGCCUUCCAGAAAAUAGUGGUGCUUUUUUAUAAAGCUGAAGUCCUGAGUGAAGAGCCCAUUUUGAAGUGGUAUAAAGAUGCACAUGUUGCGAAGGGAAAGAGUGUUUUCCUUGAGCAAAUGAAAAAGUUUGUAGAAUGGCUCAAAAAUGCAGAAGAAGAAUCUGAAUCUGAAACUGAAGAAGGUGACUGAAUUUUGAAACUACACCCUCAGUAAAGCAAACAGGAGUUGUAGAUAAAAUGUCAUGUCUCAUGUGUCCUGGUUCUUACAUCUUCCUACCUCCCUGUAUCAAGCAUGAUAUAAGGGCUUUCAUGGCAAAUUUUAUUUUAACUGUUUCUAUGGUUGCUGGAAAUGUUGGGUUUAGUUUCUAAAACCAUGUUUUAAGUAGCUACAGGAGCUAUAGAUUUGAAUCUAAU